Plasmopara halstedii is the source of this 1539-nucleotide messenger RNA. Its product is annotated as trimethyllysine dioxygenase. Lineage: Eukaryota; Oomycota; Peronosporomycetes; Peronosporales; Peronosporaceae. The transcript has a single exon. The record is from RefSeq and is a predicted model, not a curated record. Bases 1 to 1539 code for a protein of 512 amino acids. Gene Ontology annotation, cellular component: mitochondrion. Gene Ontology annotation, biological process: carnitine biosynthetic process. Gene Ontology annotation, molecular function: oxidoreductase activity.
AUGUUGAUGCAGGCGGUCACGCUUCUUUUUUUCACCGUCGCUAUAGUAAUCGGUGGACGCUGCCGGCGAUCAGAGCCUAUUUUCAAAUUGUUAACGUCACGAGUUAAUGGCUACGGGAAGGGGUCCACUCAAUUACCGAAAGGCUCAAAUAAACGGAACUUGUCAGCGGUUGCACUUUUAUUUUCGCCUUCAUUGCCGAGAAAGCAAAAGCAAUCCCUUGUGCAUCUACAAAUGCGCUCAUACGUGUUCCACCAAUUACGCAAUCUGAAGCCAAGUAAUGUCGCUAUUUCCAGCUCUCUACACCAUCGAGGAGCUCGCGCGUUCGCGUCAGCACUAGCCGACAAGCUUCUUGUAGGCGAGCGUAUUACUAAUGUUAUGGAGCUUGCCAAUGAGCGAGCUGUUCGCAUCACAUUCGAAGACGGUGCCACUGCCAAAUUCCACAAGCUUUGGUUGCGUGACCACUGCCGCUGUGAGCACUGUAUGCACCCAGAGACGCAGCAGCGCCAGCUGGACACAGCGUCAAUCCCAAUUAACAUGCCACUACGACGGCUUCGAUUGAUUGAAGCCGGUAGUGCCGUGGCAAUUGACUGGAAUUCCCUCGUGUGCGGUUCUCCAUGCACCGUUAGUAAGUUUGACGCGCAGUGGCUGCGAGACCACGCGUACUCGCUGGAAGGGGGUAACGCAGAGGAUGAGACAGCAGCACCUUACUCGAAAUCAUAUCGAUUACCACGCCUGACAACCAAGGAGCUGUGGGCCGGAACGAAUUUCAAGCUGCCCACACACGAAUAUGAUGACUGUGUUUGUAAUAUUGAGCCACUCAUGAGUGACGUGUACAAGUACGGUUUAGUAUGUGUAUCAGGCACGCCAAGCACGAUGGAAGCUACUGAGCAAUUUUCAAAGAAGAUUGGCUUCGCAUUGCGCACAAUCUACGGCACCAUGUGGACGACAAACCCGAUUGACGAUGCCGAAGAUUACAACGAUACUGCGGCUACGAACCUUGAGUUACUGCACCACACCGAUGGCACUUACAUGAGCGAUCCGCCUGGACUGCAAAUCUUUAAUUGUGCAUCCCAGGCUGGUGAUGGUGGUGAAAGUCGUUAUAUCGACUCGUUUCACGUGGUGGAAACGCUUAGGAAGGAGAACUACGAGGCAUUUUGUGUUUUGAGCAAGACAUUACUUCCGUAUUUUACGGUGGACAAAGAUGCGCACUUGGCUACCAUGGAGCCGCUUAUUAGAUUAGACUACGCGGGUAAUAUCGUUCAGUUUCGUCACAAUGAUUACGAUCGUGCCCCGCUGACGCACUUGACCUUUGAGCAAGUAGAAGAAUUUUAUCAGUCCCAUCGCAAGCUGCUUGAAAUAUUGCGUCGACCAGAGAUGGAGUUUUGCCUGAAAUUGAAGGUGGGCGAUAUGAUGAUCGUGGACAAUCAGCGUGUGAUGCAUGGUCGUCAUGCCUUUGAGGGCGGAGAUCGCGCGCUUAUUGGGUGCUACAUUGGACGUACGGAAUAUGAAAGCCGUUUGCGUGUGCUAGGCAUUAUUUGA